AUGAAUAGGGAAGCUACACUUAUUGUAUCAAAAAAACCAAUAUCUGAUAGCAAUAUAAGUGAUUACGUUUAAUCCUGGCAGUUGAAAAAGAAUUUACCCUAUCAGUUACCUUAUUGCUUGACAUAAAAAUUCACAAUAAAGAACUUCAAGCUUAUUGGAAUUAAAAAUUAAAGAGAAAUUACUGAGAUCUUAGAUUUUGACUAUAUCUUGUAUGAGGAAUUCCAAGAGAUGUUCAUAAGUAAGGAUACUAAAAAAUUGUUCGUAAAGUUUUAAAACUCUAGAUGCUUGCUGUAUUAGUUUUAAAAAGAAAGCAACUCUUCCAACAGGGUUAAACUUGAAUUUAUCAGAAAUAUUCAUGAUUUUCCUUCAGAAUUCAUUGAUGAUCAAAUUUUCAAUGAUUUACCACAUUUUUUUUCUCCAAACUUUUUAAGAUAUGUCACACUGGACUCUUCUAAGACUUAGUUUCUCAUUAAAGAUUUUGAUACUGGACUUGUGCUUUAUCAGAUACCUCAAGAUCUAAUGAGGGUAGAGAGUGGUUAAAAUUUACUUUUUAUAAUUUACAGGUUUAUAUUCAUUGAUGAUGAAACUUUUAAAAUUGUUAGUGAAGAUGGCAUUGAAAAAUUGGUUCACAUUGAUAAUGGAUUCUAAUAACUUGGGUUUAAUUAUAUUCCAUUUUUCAAUGAAAUCGAUGAGAUGGAUUAUAAAAUUGCCCCUUACUACCUAUUCCAGCCUAGCUAUUUUGAUACAAUUUACUUGAUUAAAUAAUCAUAUCAGAAUUAUAAAUCCUUAUACUUAUUAGAAGGCAAGUAAAAAUUGAAUCAAAUCGUUCCACACAUGUUUAAAUUAGAAAAUUCUGGAGAUAGUAGCAUUACUUCCUUCUCCUUUGCUCAUUGGAGUUUGAUAGAAUACAUGAAGAAUUAAUGA
This is a messenger RNA of Stylonychia lemnae, 924 nucleotides long. The record is from the annotation of a GenBank genome assembly. Lineage: Eukaryota; Ciliophora; Spirotrichea; Sporadotrichida; Oxytrichidae.